Messenger RNA from Coregonus clupeaformis (lake whitefish), 1936 nucleotides. It is a transcript of the gene cdca7a, whose product is annotated as cell division cycle associated 7a. The coding region runs from base 108 to 1331 and encodes 407 amino acids. The record is from RefSeq and is a predicted model, not a curated record. Lineage: Eukaryota; Metazoa; Chordata; Actinopteri; Salmoniformes; Salmonidae. Gene Ontology annotation, cellular component: nucleus. Gene Ontology annotation, biological process: regulation of DNA-templated transcription. The transcript has 10 exons.
CUGCAAGUCUGGUCUGGUGGGGUUUCCCUGCAUUCGUAAAACGACUGCAGAAACGUGUACUAGAGUUUUGACUGAGUUUCUUUGCAGAAAACUUUAAACCCAACAAAAUGCGUCCAUCUCGCUCUACGCGCCAGCAGGCCCCCCAGCCUCCCUCCACCAGGAUGGGUUUGCGGAGUUUCCGUAAUGUGCCCAUGGAGACAUCCUCUUCUUCAUCAGAUGACAGCUGUGACAGUUUUGGCUCUGACGGUGGCUUUGCUAACACAAAAAGUAGCUUCAGAGAAGCUAGGAAGGUGGCGGAGAGAGCCAAGGUGUUUGAGGCCACCUCGGAAGAAGAGUCUCUCAGUGGGUUUGAGAAUGCCUUCAGCAGUGAAAUGAGUGCCAUGAGAGUGGACUCUGACUCUGAGGAGUCAGUUGAGCCGCGGAAGAGGAGCCGCCGGUCCCAAACCCUUAAGGUGGCCAUGAAAUUCCCCACCAGGAGGGCCAGCCAGAAGAAGACUACUGCAGCAGAGCCCCCUAAACAGCCCAAAGUUUCUCCCAAACAGUCCGACACUGAGGAUGGAGACAACUUCAUGGACAAGAGAGCACUUAACAUCAAGGAGAACAAAGCCAUGCUUGCAAAGCUGAUGGCAGAACUCAACAAAAUACCUGGCUUCCCUAGAAGAACGUCCCUGCCCAUGAUGAAUGCGCCUCGUCGCGCCCCACGCCGGUCUCUGGGAGCCCCUGGACCCCGCAGGAGGAACCCUGAGCGUACCUCUAGGCCCCACACUCGCUCCCGCUCCCUGGUGGACGGCCCCCCCAGCCCCCCAUCAGAGGAGGAAGAGGAGGACAAGUUCAGCCUGGUGCGCAGGAGCCGCUACUACGAGGAGGUGGAUGAAGCGAAGGAGCCCCGUCGGCGCAGCUACAACGGGGUGCUGGCCAUUCCUCAUGUGGUGCGGCCUGUGGAGGACAUCUCCCAGAUGGAGCUGGAUCUGAUCGCAGGCAACGUGCGGGAGAAGGUCUACAACAGAUCCACUGGAUCCACUUGCCAUCAGUGCCGCCAGAAAACGAUCGACACCAAGACCAACUGCCGUAACCCAGAGUGUGUGGGAGUAAGGGGUCAAUUCUGUGGCCCAUGUCUCCGUAACCGCUACGGAGAGGAGGUCCGAGAUGCCUUGCUGGAUCCUGAGUGGGAGUGUCCGUCAUGCAGAGGGAUCUGCAACUGCAGCUUCUGUAGAGCCAGAGAGGGUCGCUGUGCCACUGGAGUCCUGGUCUACCUGGCUAAAUACCAUGGCUACGACAACGUCCAUUCUUAUCUCAAGAGUCUGAAGAAGGAAAUGGAAGAGAGCCAGUAAAUCAUGGAGAAUGUAACCUGAUUCUGGAUCUGACUGACAAUGUUCUCAUGUGAUAUGGCUUUUAUAUUCCAUAAUGCAAAACUGUUGAUUCUUCCAUUACUGAUUCUGUAAAUUUUUACAUUGUUUUAAAUGUAUACGGUUUUACUGUCAAUUACUCCAUGCAACUGGGUAUGUUUAUACUGUGAUGUUUGCCUGUGACGUUCUCACUUUUAACCUGCAAGUUUGGAUAAAAACAAUAUGUAUAAAUUGGUUGUCCUCUACUAUGUUAAUUGUACUCGAGUCGUCCAUUUUUUGUAUAAGAAAAUUAGCUUUCGACUUAAAUAAGGUUUAUUCUCUCUUCCCAAUGUCACAUGGUUACUUUUGACUCUGCUCAGUAGUCCACCAUUGUACCAUCAUACCCCUGAGGUGGUGAGGGUGGAAAGGGCACAGCUAGUGGGGGCUAUUUCCCCCUCCUGAGCAGAGAGAAGCUAUGAUAUAGUACAGUGCCUGGUUAAAUCCUUCAUUAGAUAACUGUUACUAAUGGUGUGGAAACAAUUAGCAGUCUGUAAUGGGAAUCUCAUACCUGUAAAUCAUUUAUCCUAUUAAAGCACUUCCUUGCUCUGGUC